CGCGUGUCGCCCCCCCCCCCGCUCGCCGCGGCGUGGUCGGCCCCGCGCCGGCGCGGCACGCGGCGCCCCCUGGCGACGGCGGCGUUGCCGGGCGGGGCCUGAGGGCCGCCCAUGGCCGCGGCCUCGGGCCAUGGCGGAGCCGCCGCCCGGAGCCGCCGCUCCGCGGGGCCGCGGCCGGGCCUGGCAGCGCGGCGGCUCCGCGCAGGACAGUGAGGACGGCACGGAGCCCUCUGGCCCCGCUCACAACGGUUUGAGCGCGGAGCCUUCCCGCCCCGCUCACAACGAUUCGGACACGGAUCCCCCCGGCCCCGCUUUGAACGGCUCGGGCACGGAUGCCCCCGGCUCCAUUCACGACGGCUCGGACACGGAGCCCCCCGGCCCCGCUGAGGGCGGGCCGGGCACGGAGCCCCCCGGCCACGCUCACAACGGCUCGGGCACGGAGGCUCCCGGCCCGCAGGAAGACGCGGAGCCCCCCGGCCCGGAGGAGGACGCGGCCGCCCCGCCGGGGCCGGAGCUGUGGCUGGUGCCGCCGGAGCUCCGCGCGCGGCUGCUGGACCGGCGGGACUACCGGGGCCGUGCCCAGGCCGUGGAGCAGCUGCGGCGGGCGGUGGAGGGCUGCAGCCCCGCCGCGCUGGGCGCCGCGCCCGCCGCCGCGCUGCUGGGGCUGAUCGCGCUGCUGGACGCGCUGCUGCGCGACCCCAACUUCGCGGUGGCGCGGGGCGCGCUGGAGGUGACCCGGCUGCUGGCGCUGCGCCUCGGCCGCCGCGUCCCCGCCGUGCUGGCCCCGCUGGUGUGCGCGGCCGCCCGGGCGCUGGGGGACGCGCAGCCGGCCAUGCGGAGGGACGGCGCCCGGCUGCUGCUGCGGCUGAUGGCGUUGGCCGGCCCGCGGCCCGUGCUGCGCCUGCUGCUGCAGGAGCGGCUGCUGCGGCACCGCAGCGCCCGGCUCCGCGAGGAGCUGCUCAACACGUGCAUCGCCGCGCUGCUCGCCUACCCCGCCGCCGAGCUGGACCUGCCGCGGCUGGCGGCCGCGCUGGCGCCGGCGCUGCUGGACGCCAAGCGCAGGGUCCGGCACGCCGCCAUGGAGGCGAUCGCCGCGCUGGCCCCGGCGCUGGGCCCCGGCGACGGCGGCGCGCUGCUCCGCGCCCUGGACGCCGUGGAGCAGCGGGCCGGCGGCGCGGGGGUGGCGCUCGCCGUGCGGGCCCGGCUGGCCAGGAAGGUGCUGCCCAGGCUGGGCGAGCAGGGACUCGUGGAGUACGGCGUGCCCCUGCCCUGCUCCGGCCGCUGCCGCGGGCCCUGCCCGCCGCCCGGCGCCGACACCGAGUGGCUGCUGGCGGGCGGCAGGAGCCGCAGCGCGCACGGGCACUGCGGGCAGCGCGCCUGCCGCGAUGCCGUGCGCGGCCCCGCCUGUGCCCAGCGGGGACUGAGCCCCAGGAGAGUCCUGAGCGCCGGCAGAGGCAAAAACAAGCUGCCCUGGGAGAACGAGCCGGCUGCGGACGGGGAAGGUGGCUCGGGGGUGAGGAUGCCCGUCGCGAAGGGUGUGGAGCAGCUGGCUGCAGCCAAUGAUUUCCUGCACUCGCCCAAGCCGCGGCCCUCGCAGGGGAUCCCGGGCAGCGAUGAGCUGCUGUUCAGCAGGAGCAGGGCUUCCAGGGCUUUGUUCCAGCCCAGCGGGGAGCUGACCUCCGAGCACCCCGCCCUUGCUGCUGGUGCUCUGGGCUCUCAUCAGCCCCAGAUUUCAGGGAAGUGUGGGACACUUGGAUACCCCCGUGGGAAGAGUGGCAGCGUGGGCUCAGAUUUGCAGUUUUUGGGACUGAGUAACUGUCAGCAGGACAAAGUUUGUUCCAGCCUCAGUUUUUCCAGCAAGACCCAGAGAAGUUUUUGCACUCAGGCAGAGCCCACCAUGUCCUUCCAAGGUCCCAGUGCCAGCCAGGGCUCCUUCAUCCUGCCCUCCUUCCCCCUGUCAUCCCCCAGGAACAGCCCCAAGCACCUCUCUGCUCCUGCUGCCUCUGCAGGGAAGGCCCAGGAGGAUCCCAGGAGCCUCUCCAGCUCCUGGCCUCUCAAAAGCUUCCAGGGGCUGCCGAAGCCUGCUUGCCAGAAGCAGCUGCUCAGCCAAAAGCCAGGAGACAACACAGGGCAAGGGCUGUCUUCAACUCAAACCCAAAAUGGAGCACUUGUAGGGAGAGUCAGCACAGAAAUACCUGGGGACGGCCCGCUGGAGAAGCCCCCCCUGCAGCUGGAGAAGCCCCCCCUGCAGCUGGAGAAGCCCCCCCUGCAGCUGAGGGCCGGCCUGGGCAGAGCCCAGGGGCUGCGGGGUGCCCGGCCCGUGCCCCCCAUCCCGCGGCUGCCCAGCCCCCGGGAGCCCCCUGGCAGCAGGGAGGGCGCGGGGCUGGCAGCAGGGCUGGCAGAGCUGCGCCUGGAGCCUGAGGAGGUGGACCAAGAAGAGAUGCAGAAUUCCCUGAGGUCCCUGCGGAGCAGCGCAGCCAAGAAGAGGGCAAAGCUGAGCAGCAGCAUCGCCGAGCUGGAGAGCCCGGACUCCGCGGUGAAACUGGAAUUUCCCGGGGACUGCCCCUCCCUGGGCUCCUCCCCCGGUGCCACCUCCACCGGCGAGAGCGGCAUUUCCAGCCAGGAGUCCCCGGGCUCCCCCGUGGCCACGCUGCCCCCCAGGAGGAGAGUGAUGUCAGACACUUUUCCAGCACUUGGCAGCAAAUCCCAUCCUGCAGAAGUAUGUCCAGCAAGGCCCAGAGACACAGAGGGGGCAGAGCAUCCCCCCAGCACAGGCCCUGCAGAGUCAGUGCCUGGUUUUGCACCAAAGAACAAUCUGGGUUUCACGUCUGAAGACAUUGCUGUUGUUGGCAAAGGUGUUUUUGGGAGCCCUCCUGGCCCAGCUGCCAGCCAGUCCAUGCCGUGUGUGGCCAAUGGGGACGCCCAGGGUGCCAGGGAGGGAGCAGAGGCAGCCCCAGGGAGAGGCUUCCAGCAGAACAGCCCUUCCCAUUGCUGUUCCCGUGCAGGGAAUGAAGGAGAGAUAAAAGUGACCUUGUCAAAAUCUGCUCAGGAGAAGCUGAGGAGGAAGAGGAGAGAAGACAAAGAACACAACCAUAAAGAGCAGCAGGAAGGCAAAGGCUUGGAAGGGAAGGAAGAAUUCCCUUGGGAAAGGAUUAGACUGAGUAUGAGUGAACCAGAGAAACUCACAGCAGAAAGUGAGGAUGAGGGGUUUAGUCUCUGUGGGGAUUUACUGACAUCACCAAGGAAUGGAUCCUUGUCCUUAGAAAACGUGGCCUUGAACCCUUCCCUGAAGAGAACAUCCAGUUUGAAGAGGUCCAAGUGCUCAUCCUUGCUAGAUUCUGAGGAGCCGUGCGCGGCGCGGGGCCGCUGCCGGGAGGCGCCGGUGACGCAGAGCCCCGAGGUGCUGGACCCCGCGGAGCUGCUGCCGUUCCCCCGGCCCGAGCCCGCCCUGGCAGAGGCGCUGGCGCUGCUGGCUGACCACGACUGGGAGAAGAAAAUUGAAGGUCUGAACUUUGUCAGGUGCUUGUCUGCCUACCAUGCCCCUAUUCUGACUGCAAAGCUCCAUGAAACAACUCUGGCUGUGGCUCAAGAGGUCAAGAAUUUACGCUCAGGUGUUUCUCGAGCUGCUGUGGUCUGUUUAGGGGAUUUGUUCACCCACCUGAAAAAGAGCAUGGAUCAAGAACUAGAUAAUGCAGUAAAAGUCCUUUUGCACAAAGCUGGGGAAUCCAACACUUUUAUAAGGGAAGAGGUAGACAAGGCACUGAAGGCCAUGGUUAAUAAUGUGACUCCAGCACGUGCACUUUGUUCUCUUAUAAAUGGAGGGCAAAGCCACCUGCACUCGGCCGUCAGGAGAUGCACAGCCCAGCACCUGGGGGACAUCGUGGAGCGCCUGGGCCCCGAGCGCGUCCUGGCCCAGGGCCGGCCCGUGGCCGAGCGGCUGCUGCCCGCCAUCGCCAGGUUCAGCCAGGACAGCUCCCAGCAGACACGCUACUACGGGCGGAGGAUGCUCUUCAGCAUGAUGGCCCAUCCUGACUUGGAUAAAACCCUGGAGAAGUUUGUGCCACCCAAGGAUUUGCCUUACAUUAAGGAAACCGUUGGCAGCCUACGAGAGAAGGGCCUGGGGGAGAUGCCCUUGGAUACACCCUCAGCCAAAGGAAGGCGAUCCCAGGCUGGAAAUGUUGGACAUUUGAGGUCGUCCUCUACUUGCAGAGAUGCUCCCAUCAUCCCAGACAGGGACGGCGCGGAGAGCCACGAGGCCCCGCGGAGAGCAGCUCCUCGCAGUGCCCUGGAGAGCGAGGAGUACGUCAGGGACCUGGUGGGGUUACUGAGCGCCAGGGAUUUCCGGGAGCGCGUCCGCGGCGUGCGGCAGCUGCUGCUGGACGCCGAGAGCAGCCCGGGCCCGCUGCUCGCCAACAUCGUCAGGAUCUUUGAUGCCUUCAAGCCUCGCUUGCACGACUCCAACAGCAAAGUGACCCAGGUGGCUUUGGAGGCCAUGCACAAGAUGAUCCCGCUGCUCAAAGACAAUUUGUCCCCUGUGAUCAACAUGUUAAUUCCUGCCAUAGUGGACAACAACCUCAACUCCAAAAAUCCAGGGAUUUAUGCAGCUGCCACAAAUGUGAUCCAGGCCCUGUGUCAACACUUAGACACCUCCCUGCUCCUGCAGCCGUUCUGCACAAAAGCCCAGUUCCUGAGUGGAAAAGCAAAGCAGGACCUGACAGAAAAGCUGGCUGAGCUGGUGCCGCAGCUGUACCCUCGGAAGCCCUGUGCCGUGGAGCAGAAGGUGCUGCCCGUGCUGUGGCACCUGCUGGGCAGCUCUGCCAGCGGCAGCUCCGUGCCCGGCCCCCGCACGGCCACGGCCGCCUUGGCCCAGGCCCUGUGGGCGCAGAUGGGCCCCGGGCUGCUCGCCCACGCCGCGGCCCAGCCCCCGCACAUCAGGAAGAGCCUGGAGGAGCUUUUGGAGACAUAAAAUGGUCAAAUCGCCGUCCCCGCAGAGGCUCCAGCCCAGGACCUGUCCCUGGAUUGCCCAUGAAGAACCACACGGUCACAUCAGCACGGCGCUUUACACGGAGAAGCGGAAGGGAAUCCUGGACACAGCGAUGCAGUGCUGUUUGUGAAAAACAUGUAUUUUUGUACCCCCACAGGCAGUGGUGCAGUAUUUGUUGUCUCAGGGCUGGGCAGUGGGGAGAAUGAACCCUGACCCUUCUUCUCCAGCUGCGGGCUCUGGACACAUUGGACACGGGACACAAUGGGAUAUAUAAAUAAAGGGAUUUAUUU
Molecule: messenger RNA, 5274 nt
Organism: Motacilla alba alba
Lineage: Eukaryota; Metazoa; Chordata; Aves; Passeriformes; Motacillidae
Gene: TOGARAM1
Product: TOG array regulator of axonemal microtubules 1
Exons: 23
Coding region: 131-4966 (1611 amino acids)
Biological process (GO): microtubule cytoskeleton organization
Cellular component (GO): cytoplasmic microtubule; cilium
Molecular function (GO): microtubule binding
Source: RefSeq, a predicted model, not a curated record